Messenger RNA from Suillus plorans, 686 nucleotides. RefSeq lists its product as uncharacterized. The record is from RefSeq and is a predicted model, not a curated record. The transcript has a single exon. Bases 1 to 555 code for a protein of 184 amino acids. NCBI's taxonomy places the organism in Eukaryota, Fungi, Basidiomycota, Agaricomycetes, Boletales, Suillaceae.
AUGGAACCUCCUACUCCCAUAUCAUUUAGAUUUAACGACCUUCCGACUGAGCUUGCCCUCAUCAUCUUCAAGCAUGCGGCACAACCACCUUUUGCUCAACAUGUGCCUUUCACCCAAGAUCCAUACUCAUCUGCCCUUUCACUAUGCCAGGUCUCCAAAAUUGUCAGGUGCGCUGUGCUGCCUGAACUUCUGCACACAGUGUUAUUGUCAACAGCUCGCCAACUACUCGCUUUCAUAUGGGCUCUGCAUAGGCAGAAAAAAUACAUUGAUCAACAACAUGAUCUAGCUUUUGAUUACGCAUCUUGCGUGGACAUGAUGUCAAUCGGAGACUUUCGGGGGCCUUUUCAAAGCCCACCUAUUCCCUACUUUCCCCUUCCUAUGCCCGAGCUUGAAUGCGAGCUUGAUAUCAGUUUGCUCGCUCCAGUCAUUCUCGGUGCAUCCUCCCUCGCAAUCCACUUUAAUAAUCUAAAUCUUCUUUCAAAAUGCCUCAAACAUGCAUGUAACUCCGAUAUCGACUUAACAUCAGGAAAAACCUCCCGGCCAAAAUUUCGAUAAUCUUUGAUAAAGUCCAAGAAUUAUGUCUAAUUAGCAGCUUUAGGAGAAUUAGGAAAAUUAUGUAGUUUAGAAGGACUUUCUUACCCCCUCAUAAAUUUUGCAUAAUUAUCAAGAAUUAGCUGAUACUAGAC